GUGACGAAUGCACGCACGCAGCCCCGCCCAGUUGACGCCGGGAGCCGCGAGCAAAGGAGGCGGUUGGAAAAAUGGACGAAUAUCAAACAGGGGAGGAGACUAUAUUUAUUGUUGAUGAAAUAAGUGGUAUUAUUAAAGAGUCAAUAGAGACUGCAAUCGGUGGAAAUGCAUAUCAACCAAACAGAGUUAACCAGUGGACAACUAAUGUGGUCGAACUUUGUCUAAGCCAGCUCACCAAACUGGGCAAACCCUUCAAGUAUAUUGUGACCUCUGUGAUCAUGCAGAAGAAUGGAGCUGGUCUACACACAGCUAGUUCCUGUUACUGGGACAACAAUGCUGAUGGAAGCUGCACCGUGAGAUGGGAGAAUAAGACCAUGUAUUGUAUUGUCAGUGUCUUUGGGCUGGGCAUCUGAAAUCUUGACUACUACCAGAUACCAUAUUCAACCUCCAUUCAAAGACCAUGACUGUGAAGCACGAUAUGGUGUAUUGUGUGCAACUACAGUACACCUUUUGACCAGUGCAACAUCGCCACUUCAGUAUUACUUUGAUGCUAACAAUUUUAAUGUUUUCGUGCCAUUCUUUAAUUCUAUGUUGCAUAAAAAGAAACAAGUAACAUUGUUUUCAUUUAAUGUUAUAUUAUUUUAAAAUAAAUAUGGAAUGUUUAACUUAAA
Messenger RNA from Amblyraja radiata (thorny skate), 671 nucleotides. Its product is annotated as dynein light chain Tctex-type 1. Gene Ontology annotation, cellular component: cytoplasmic dynein complex; cytoplasm. The record is from RefSeq and is a predicted model, not a curated record. The coding region runs from base 72 to 413 and encodes 113 amino acids. Gene Ontology annotation, biological process: microtubule-based movement. The transcript has 5 exons. Gene Ontology annotation, molecular function: dynein intermediate chain binding. NCBI's taxonomy places the organism in Eukaryota, Metazoa, Chordata, Chondrichthyes, Rajiformes, Rajidae.